AUGGGCGAAAAACGGCGACGAGACGACCCAGACGCUGCGCGUGCGGCGAAAAAGCCCAAGAAGGGCUUCCGCGUAGGCCCCGACAACCUGCCAGACGGUCCUUGGAAACGAAAAGUCGAUCGUGUCAAGAAGGAGCUCAUCUACAAAGCCAAGACGAAAAAGGCCUACUCCAAGAUUCGCGAGCGAGAGCUCGGCGCCGCCCUCCCACGCUCCAAGAAGCCAGCCCCGCCUCCCCAGCGCGAAACCAAAGCACGUCGCAGCGAUAACCAACAAGACGACGACGACGACGACGACGAGCAAGACUCCUCCGCAGAGGGCGCUCGGAAGAAGAAGAAGAAGAAGAAGAAGAAGCCACCGACUCCGCCCGCCCCACCACCAAAUCCAAAUCCAAACCCUCCGCCGGCGCCGACCCCCGCCGACACCGACCCCUCCGAACACCCCGACCGCCUCGCCCGCCGCCGAAAACCCUCCUACUUCGACAAACAGCUCCGCGAAGCCGAGCGCCGCCGCGCCGCCUCCGCCCAACGCCUCGCCGCCGUCGAACAGCGCCGCGCCGACCGCGACCGCGCCCUCGUCGCCCGCAAACGCAUGCGCUCCCUCGCCCUGCACGCCCGCGAGCGCGGUCCCAACGGCCAGCGGAAACUCGGUAGGGAGAGCGAGCUCCUCCUCGAAAAGGUCAAGAGGAUGAUGGGGCGGGAGGCGGACGGGAAGCGCUAA
Molecule: messenger RNA, 717 nt
Organism: Parascedosporium putredinis
Lineage: Eukaryota; Fungi; Ascomycota; Sordariomycetes; Microascales; Microascaceae
Source: the annotation of a GenBank genome assembly